This is a messenger RNA of Paramecium tetraurelia, 123 nucleotides long. RefSeq lists its product as uncharacterized. NCBI's taxonomy places the organism in Eukaryota, Ciliophora, Oligohymenophorea, Peniculida, Parameciidae. The record is from RefSeq and is a predicted model, not a curated record. The transcript has a single exon.
AUGAGUGUUUAAAUGGAAUUCCAUUAUAUAACCGAACCAUACUCAUUGUUUGAUGAUAUUUGGAGUAGAAAUUAAAAUUAUGUGUCACAAUUUGUGUCAUAAGCUGUAUCCUUAUUACAUUGA